Messenger RNA from Fusarium sp. VM40, 1485 nucleotides. NCBI's taxonomy places the organism in Eukaryota, Fungi, Ascomycota, Sordariomycetes, Hypocreales, Nectriaceae. The record is from the annotation of a GenBank genome assembly.
AUGGCCAAUCAACGAGAACUGAACGAUCAGCCUACUGGGGUAGACACAGGGGCCUCGGAUGAUAUCAUUCAACUUUCAGAUAUGGACCAUCUCAUGCCCAAGCUCUACGUACACAUGAUCGAGAUUUUCGAGCUACCAGAGAACAGCACAAAAGACUCCAUCGUCCAAAACCUCACCAGUGGAUUAGAGCGUGCGCUUGCCGAUUACCCCAUCUUGACAGGAACUCUACACUUUGACAAUGAAACCAGUCGCAUCAUUGUAAAAAAGCAGGCAGACUCUUUAUUGGCCCUCAACAUCAAAGAAGCCAGUCCUGAGGACAUACCCUCCUUUGCUUUUCUCGACAAACAUGACUUUCCUGUUCACCUUCUUGACUCACAAAAAGUACUCCCUGCAUCUUUCGUUGGCGCUCAAUUCCCUGUUCCCGCAAGCGACAUCUCUUCUGUCGGUCCAGCAGUCGGAGGUGCACAGAUAACCUUCAUCGAGGGCGGAGUUAUUAUAGGUCUUGCCAUCACACAUCAGGUCUGCGAUGGACCAGGAUUUGAGACUUUCUUGUCAGCUUGGGCGCGAUACUCGUUCGAUGCUGCGAAAGGAGCGUCGAUGAACGGACUGGCCGAGUCUACAGCCGCAAUUCCACCGCGCAGUAUCUUAUCGUUGCAGAACAAACCCAAGCUCAGCUCUGAGGAGACGCAAAAGCUGGGUGACAAGUUCCCCACAAUGAAACUGCGAGAUGGUCCUCCAGCCCCACCACCGGCCGACUUCAAGAUGCCAACUGUGAAGACGCGCAUUUGGCAUUUCCCAAAGAGCAAGCUGCAACUUCUCAAGUCCCAGUGUAGUGCCGGACUCGAGCCCGGGUCCUGGAUCUCGACUUACGAUGCUCUUCUAUCCAUCAUGUGGCGGGCAACAGUGCGAGCCAAAUCAUCACUGCUCAACCCAGAUCCUAAUGCGCCAUCAAAGGCUGUCCAUGCUGUUAAUGGGCGCGGGCGCACCAGCAAUCCAAUCUCAGAACGAUAUAUCGGAACCGCUAUUGCGAUUCCGCAAUCAAAGACCUUGACUAUCGCCGAGGUUCUCGGUGACUUGGAGACAACCUUGCCCAUCUUGGCGCGUGCUGUGCGCGAAAGUAUCAACUCCGUCGACCAGGAGUAUUUAGCAGACCUUGUCAAGUUCGCAGCCGCAUCACCCAACCUCCAAUGGUCAGAGCUGGAUAUGCAGUGGGUGCUGGGUCUCGACUGCAUGGCCUUCGAUUGGCACACAAUGAAGUCUUACCAAAACCACGACUUUGGGUUUGGCAAACCAGCGGCGCUAAGAUGGCCAAACCCUAGCUUCGAGGGCUUCUUUUUCGUGCUUCCGACAAGAGCUGGAGUACGAAAGGAUAGUGAGGAUGAGGGUAUUGAGGUCUGUUUUGGCUUGGAAGAGAGUUGCUUUGCCGAAUUGGAAAAGGACGAGGAGUUUGCAGGAUAUGCUGAACAAAGAGGGUUAGGUGUGUGA